This is a messenger RNA of Hyaloscypha bicolor E, 1345 nucleotides long. RefSeq names its product t-SNARE. Gene Ontology annotation, molecular function: SNARE binding; SNAP receptor activity. Gene Ontology annotation, cellular component: SNARE complex; membrane; endomembrane system. NCBI's taxonomy places the organism in Eukaryota, Fungi, Ascomycota, Leotiomycetes, Helotiales, Hyaloscyphaceae. Gene Ontology annotation, biological process: Golgi to vacuole transport; vesicle fusion; intracellular protein transport. The record is from RefSeq and is a predicted model, not a curated record. Bases 87 to 902 code for a protein of 271 amino acids. The transcript is spliced from 2 exons.
CAAUCACCAGGCAUCGACUUGUACAUAACAUAGAGCUUCACCCUCACUUCGACCCCGACAUUUCAUCGUUUGCUCCCACAGUAAAGAUGUCAUUCGAUCAAUUAUCGUCGCUGGAAUCCCAGCCCACCACUAUGCGAAGGCAGGAUGACCCGCAGUACUCGGACGAUCCAGAGUUCCAGCGCCUGUCACAGCAGCUUAUGACCAAGCUCUUCACCUUGACCGGCAAUAUCUCGCGGUUGUCGAACGAGAUCGCAUUGCUGGGCACAAAGAGGGAUACCGAGCGGGUGCGGGAGAGAGUUCACAACCUACUAGAAGAAUCGAAAGAUGCUUUCAAGGAGGUUGGUGAGGGGGUCAAGAAGAUACAAUCAUGGGAGGACGUCAGCCCAUCUCAGAAAUAUACCCAACAGAAGCUUGCCCGCGAGUUCCAGAACAACCUGCAAGAAUUCCAAUCAGUGCAACGCCAAGCUCUCGAGAAGCAAAGGUCAUCUGCAUCGGCUGCUCGAACGGCACUUGAGGAACAACAGUCGCCUGGGGCAGAGGAAAGCAAUACGUAUGGGCAACAGCAGUCGCAAGAGCAGCUUCGACUUGCCUCGCAGGACGAGGUGGACUUUCAAGACUCCCUGAUUGUAGAGCGUGAGGCUGAGAUCCGAAACAUCGAGCAAGGCGUGACCGAGCUGAACGAGCUCUUCCGAGAUGUCGCACACAUAGUCAACGAACAAGGAGAGCUUCUUGACAAUAUCCAUGAGAACGUGGAGAAUACACGAACGGAUACUAGAGGGGCGGACCUAGAACUGAGGAGCGCGGCGAGAUACCAGAGGCAAGCAAGAUCAAAAGCAUGCUGCUUGUUGUUGAUCUUGGCAGUCAUCUUGACCGUCAUUAUUCUAGCUGCAACUUUGGGGUAGAGCAUUCACAACGAAGUCAUGACUAUGAAGACGAGAGCGUGUACAGUAUUGUUCUUACGAGGCGUUGAGCAUUGCACAUGGCCUUUGAUUCAAGUGUUAUUCAUCUUUUACACUACGACGGUCCAUUAAGAAUAUUUGGUGGAGGUUUCUAGGUUCGUUUUGUACGGCUCUAGCAGGAACUAAUUAUGAAGACUUCAAACUUCUUAUUGGGGUUUUCAGAAUUGGGCCUAUAAGUUGAUAACUUGAAAGGAGCUUCAGGGAAUCCGUGAUAUACCAUAUUCAGAUCUUAUGUACUUGAGGUUCAACAGAGCGUCGGUCCAUAGUAAAGUAUCCUUUGACUCGGUUCUGGUGAUAAUUCAAACGAAGGCAUUGACCAGGUUCUUCAGCACUAUUACUUAUAGAGAUUCUGGCGGAGAAAUCCACAAUAACCUGUAUUAACAAAC